AAUGAAUUUGGCAUCACGGGUAAAGACUUGUGAUAAUGAAAAAUGAAUAUUGCGUUUUGUUUUGAUUGAAAAGAAAGUAAACAACAGUUUGUUGGUUUCUUAAAUUACUUUUUUUCUUUCAGUUUUCAAUAAACGGAAAAAUCUGAUAUUCACAAUUAAUUUCUAUUUUCUUAAGUGUAAAGAAAUUUGACUUGUUACAGGUUGAAAAUUUAAGAAGAUGCCUUUACUGUACUCAGUUGUUGCCCAUGGAACAUCAGUUUUAGCCAAAUAUGCCAAAUGUGUUGGUAACUUCUCUGAAGUGACAGACCAGGUGCUUGCCAGAAUAUCACCUGAGCAGCCAAAAUUAACCUAUUCUCAUGGAAGCUACUUAUUCCAUUACAUUUAUGAAGAGGAAAUGAUUUAUCUGUGUAUUACUGAUGAUGACUUUGAUCGUUCUCGAGCAUUUGCUUUCCUAGUAGAAAUCAAAAGAAGAUUUAAAAAUGCGUAUGGAAAUAGAGCCAUUACUUCAUUCCCUUAUGCUUUAAACACUGAGUUUUCAAGAGUUUUAUCAGCUCAAAUGAAACAUUUCUCUGAUAGUCGUGAUGUUGAUAAACUGACAAAAGUUCAAGGGGAAAUAGAUGACCUGAAAGAAAUUAUGGUUCAGAAUAUUGAAAAUGUGGCUAAUAGAGGCGAAAAGCUCGAGUUGCUUGUAGCCCAAACUGAUAAUUUAAAUUCUGCGUCAGUUACUUUUAGGAAGACUAGCAAAAAUUUAGCUCGUUCCAUGUGUAUUAAGAAUGUGAAAAUAACAGUGAUUACUAUUAUUGUUUUUUUGGUUAUAUUGUACAUAAUUGUAUCAGCAUCUUGUGGUGGACUGAGUUGGCCAAACUGUGUUUAAAAAUAAGCUUUUUGAUCAAAAUAAGAACUGUUUAUUACUGUCCUUGUAUAUAUAAGCAUUUUAUAUAGAGUAUGAAAUAUAUGCAAAAAUAGAAAAUCUAAGUUUUUAAAGUUAAGAAGGGUUUAUCUAUUUUUGCUCAAAAGAAUCUUUCAUUAUUGUAUAUGGAUAAUAAUAAUAUGUAAGUUUACUGCAGCUUAGCGAAAAUUUUUCAAUGUGAAUCAUUAUAUAAUUUGCAUACUAAUUAUCAUAACUGAUAUUCUCAAACGAAGUUUAAGUUUUUACACUUCAGCUUCAUGUUAGCAAUCAUGAAGCUGAUUUUAAAUUAUGAUUGCAUUAUUUUUAAAAUUUUGUAGUUUACCAAUUUUAUACGAGCAGUUUUAUUUUUGUAUCUUUAACCCUCUGAGCAUUAGUCACAGCUUUUUUUAAACUUUCAGAUGUUUCUGUGUCAAAAAAUUGGUUUCUCCAUGUUAUUGAAUCAGAAAAAAAUGCACAACAGGAAAAUUUCUAUGCUAUUUCAUCUAGGGGAUCAACCCCUUGGAGGGUUAAAAAAAAAAAAGCUUGCGGAUCAUUAUCUAAUCGGGUUUGCAUAUGAAACUAAUUUUUAUACUUUCGUUAACGAUGCAUACUUACUUUUAUUCUCUAUUCAGGUUUAAAACCAGGGAAGCUUUGGUUCAUUACCUUAGCAUAUGAAGUAAUUAGUCUUAUGUGCCUGGAACGGUCAAAUGUCUCAAAUUAGUUGCCCAGAGUUAGUAAAAAGAAUUAAAAGCAUGCAAAAAAAAUUUCUUAUUAAAUUACUUCCGUAUUUUUAAAAAAAAUUUAGCUUUUUUAAUUAAUAUAAGGCAUAAAUAAUAGCUAUUUUUGAUUAAAAUUGAACACUGAAAUGCAUAUUUUGUUUGUAUGACAUAAAUUACUCUGAAUGCAUUGAAAGCGAUUAAUAAACUAAAUGCAGAACUGUUUUAUACCGGUUUUUAAAACUAGAAACACAUGAAUCUCCAAAAUUGUGCAGAACUUUGUUUAUAGUGUAUAUUAUAUUACAGAAAUGCUUUGUAAUAACUAAUGAUUUAAUAAAUGCUGUACUGUC
Molecule: messenger RNA, 1955 nt
Organism: Parasteatoda tepidariorum (common house spider)
Lineage: Eukaryota; Metazoa; Arthropoda; Arachnida; Araneae; Theridiidae
Gene: Vamp7
Product: Vesicle-associated membrane protein 7
Biological process (GO): vesicle fusion; exocytosis
Cellular component (GO): membrane; SNARE complex
Molecular function (GO): SNARE binding; SNAP receptor activity
Source: RefSeq, a predicted model, not a curated record